This is a messenger RNA of Nannospalax galili (Upper Galilee mountains blind mole rat), 2535 nucleotides long. RefSeq names its product RNA binding motif protein 24 (gene Rbm24). The record is from RefSeq and is a predicted model, not a curated record. The transcript is spliced from 4 exons. Lineage: Eukaryota; Metazoa; Chordata; Mammalia; Rodentia; Spalacidae. The coding region runs from base 62 to 772 and encodes 236 amino acids. Gene Ontology annotation, cellular component: cytosol. Gene Ontology annotation, molecular function: mRNA 3'-UTR binding.
GACCAGCCCUCGCCCGAGCCGCAGCCGCAGCCGGAGCCCGAGCCGCGGGGCGGGCGCGAAGAUGCACACGACCCAGAAAGACACGACGUACACCAAGAUCUUCGUGGGAGGGCUGCCCUACCACACCACCGACGCCAGCCUGCGCAAGUACUUCGAGGUCUUCGGCGACAUCGAGGAGGCGGUGGUCAUCACCGACCGGCAGACCGGCAAGUCCCGGGGCUACGGAUUUGUCACCAUGGCUGACCGGGCUGCUGCUGAAAGGGCCUGCAAGGAUCCCAACCCCAUCAUCGACGGCAGGAAGGCCAAUGUGAAUCUGGCAUAUUUAGGAGCAAAACCAAGAAUCAUGCAGCCAGGUUUUGCCUUUGGUGUUCAACAGCUUCACCCAGCCCUUAUACAAAGACCCUUCGGGAUCCCUGCCCACUACGUCUACCCACAGGCUUUUGUGCAGCCUGGAGUGGUCAUCCCCCACGUCCAGCCCACAGCAGCUGCGGCCUCCACGACCCCAUACAUUGAUUACACUGGAGCUGCGUACGCACAAUACUCAGCGGCAGCUGCGGCAGCUGCGGCAGCAGUCGCCUAUGACCAGUACCCCUACGCAGCGUCCCCAGCAGCUGCAGGCUACGUGACCGCUGGGGGCUACGGCUACGCUGUCCAGCAACCAAUCACCGCCGCCGCACCCGGGACAGCUGCAGCCGCAGCCGCAGCAGCCGCAGCUGCAGCAGCCUUUGGCCAGUACCAGCCACAACAGCUGCAGACAGACCGAAUGCAAUAGACUAGCCAUCUGAUCAAAGUCAAAAGGGUUUCUCUUUCCCUCCCGAUUUUCCGAUUUUUAGUAGCUAAUAAGAGAGUUGACAUUGACUUAACAGCUUUAAAGAGAGUGAGAGAGAGCCAUUGUGAAGCAGAGGUGUUAUUUUUUUCAUAUUCCGAGUAGUGCUGCCGAAAAGGAGGGAAGAAUGGAGGGCCCGGAACAGUUUUGGAAGUCAGUCCCAAAGAGCCCGAGUUACACGGAAAAGCCACUAGGACAGGACCGCGGGGCACCACUGGGACUUUGCUUUUGUAACCGGAUUUUUAUUUUUUGCUCUUUUUAUAGUAUCAGGGAAGCAAACUGCCUUUUCCAAGUUAGAAAAUGCUAUGUGAAUCUAGUUGAACCAGGGAAUACAGAGUGAGCAAUAUGUAGCUUGAAUUACGUGUAAAAGCAGAUGUUUUGGGGUUUUUUUUCUUUUUCUUUUUCUUUUUUUUAAACAAACAAAACAACAAAAACGCUGGUUGUCCUUCUUUUGCAGUCACUACAGCCUACAGAACUUUUUCAAGGCAGAAAGUAGUGUUGUGCUAUCUCAAAAAUGGGCAUCGAACAAUCAGUUGAGUGUGGCGGUGGGUACAGUGGUGGACAGGUACCAAAGCUAUUUUCUCGUCUGUCCUGUGGAUGCAUGGGACUGUGGAGCAAGUGAUACGGAAUUAAUGGUGCAACAGCUGUUCAGACAAUCAAUAGCACACACAGUUCUGGAAAGCAUCCAUCACUUGUGCCUGCCGGAUGAGCUUGUCACAUUCUAAUCCCUCUUCCAUCCUGUUUCAAUUUUGGGAAACUUGUAUCUGCUGGUGUCAGCAACUUUGAUCCCUAAACAGGAUCAGGCUUACUCCCACAACUUCUCUUUCUACUUACUGUGCGGACUGGGACUUACGCGUAAAGGCAGGCGAAGUUUGCAGAUACUCGACCCUUAAGAACUGUCUUAAGGACGUUUAUUUUCUCCCUCUCCCCUUUUAAAAUAAUUUUACACUUUUUAGUCUCUAUUUUAGAGUCCUAUUUAAAGCUAUUUAUUAGUGAAUCCAGUACCUGAGACAGCAAAGUUCUUGACAUUACAAUUUUUCAGUGGUUAAUGAUAAUGUGGUUUAUACUGUGCCUUAAUAGUAAUGCUAUUUAAGAUAUUUAUUUUUAAGUUUUACUAUGCUGCACUCUAAAGAAAGGAACUUUAGACGUGACACUGUAAAAUGAUGAAUUCAUCUCAUGGCAUAAAUUAUUCAGUAGGUCUAGGUGUAGCAUAUUAAAUAUUAACCUAUUCAACUAAAGAUGUUGACUUGGAUUUAUUUAAAUUCAUAUGUGCACUGUUUAAGAGGGUACUCUUACAUGAACACAUCUGAGUUUAUUCGGUCUUGAGCUUUUUUUGAACAAGCUACACUGCUGGUCCCGUGUCCCUUCUCUUGGUUGCUUUGCUCUGUAGACCUCAUUCAUCGGCAACUCCGACUUUACCACUCUCCUCAUGUAGUUUGUGUAGUUUUACAAUGCUGCUUUCCAUUUUCUGAAACUGCGAUACUUGCAAUUUUUACUCUUAAACUAAAUUGAAUACUAUUUUACACUGUAUUGGAUUUUUAUACUUGAACAAUUUCAUACAAGGGAAGACAGGUUAGCAUUUUUAUGGAUUUUCUCCAUUGUCACUGGAUUUAAGUAUUCCCAUACUAGACAGUGUUAAGUAAUGGAGACGUGACUCUCCUGUGCAAAUUAUUUAUUCGUUGUGUAUAUUGCUUUAUACUGUUCCAGAU